AUUGAAUGGAAGUGUAGAAAAAGAAUUUUGAGGAAUGUUCUAAGUGUACUGGUGGGCGCGAGUGCUACUUGCGGAGCGUUCUUGUAUUUCCUAGACCAAUCGGUUCAGGCAAUGGGCCGUGACGCGCACCCGCCCAAUUAUCCCUGGGACUUUGACGGAUUUUUCACAUCUCUGGAUCACUCGGCCAUACGGCGGGGUUGGCAAGUCUACAAGACCAUAUGUUCCACUUGUCACAGCUUGCGCUACGUACGAUUCAUGGAUCUGGUCGACGUGUCACAUACGAAGGACGAGAUCAAGGCUAUUGCCGCCGAGUAUGAGAUUCAAGAUGGACCUGACGAAGAGGGAAAUUACUACAUGAGACCUGGAAAGUUAUCUGAUUUAUUGCCACCUCCUUUCCCAAAUGAGGAAGCGGCAAAAGCGGCCAAUUUCGGUGCAUACCCACCAGAUCUGACCUACCUGAUUUUUACCAAAUAUAAUGGUAAAAAUUACAUAUUUUCUUUUCUGACGGGUUGGAAGGAACCGCCGGCAGGUAUAUCUUUAAGCGACCACCAAUAUUUUAAUAUCUACUUUCCUGGAAAUGUACUCAAUAUGCCACAGUCCUAA
Messenger RNA from Acromyrmex echinatior (Panamanian leafcutter ant), 603 nucleotides. RefSeq lists its product as uncharacterized. Gene Ontology annotation, biological process: mitochondrial electron transport, ubiquinol to cytochrome c. NCBI's taxonomy places the organism in Eukaryota, Metazoa, Arthropoda, Insecta, Hymenoptera, Formicidae. Gene Ontology annotation, cellular component: respiratory chain complex III. The record is from RefSeq and is a predicted model, not a curated record. Gene Ontology annotation, molecular function: heme binding; electron transfer activity.